ACAGUUGUUGUUAGCUGGUGCAUUGCAUCUGCUGUCAAAUUCAUUCAUUUAUUUCGCAUUCGUACACACAAUCGAGUUGAUGUAGCUUUUUGUGUUGUUUUCAUUUUGAUUUCGGUUCGGUGCUUGUUUGAAAUAGAAAUUAAAACCAAAUUGUAUCUCAAAACAGUUGAAUGAAUUGUGAGUGGGCAUUACACUUUUAGUAAUCUAUUUGAAAAAGAAAAAAAAACGUCGACUAUGUAUUAAUUGUAAUCAAAAGCCAAGAGCAUCGACCAGAUAUGUUAGAUUGAGGUUUCUGCAAAAAAAAAGAAGAUUUUAACACCUCUGGCAUAGAUGACAUUUCAUAAAGAUCAUAUUCUAUCAUUCAAUUUGAUUUGAUGAAUGAAAAAAAAAAACGCGCGUGUGUUGCUUCACAAUAAUUCGGUGUUGUUUGUGUGUUUGUUAAUGUGUUGUGCAUGUGGAUUUGACCGGGUGGUUCAUUGGUCUGAAAUAGUUACGGUAUUUUGAAUGCAAUCAAGCAAUUAAGACGACAGUGACUGGGUGGUGAAAUAGCUGCAGCAGCAGCAGCAGCAGCCACAAAGUGAAAUUGAACCAAGCAUUUUGUGUGUGGGUUUUUCAUCGUCUAUCGCUCGCUCAGUUGAAAUAGAUGAAUAUUACAUUGUUGAUCCAUUUUGGUGGCAAAUACACUGAAUAUCUUUCAUUCAAUUCGUUUGCUCCACAACGACGAUUGUUAUUUGUUUUGCAUAGAAAGACACGUCCGGCAAAAAACCAAUUCCGUUGCUUGAAUUUAAACAAGAAAAAAAAAAGUGUUGUUCAAUCAUGUCAUCGAUUCCAUUGUCACGAAUUUUACAAACGAAAAAAGUCAAUGGCGAGGAACAAGCCAAGGAACAAUUCGACAAACAAAUGACGGUGAGCAUCAGUAAAGCGUUAAGCGGCUCUGAGCAUCCAUUAAAAGUGAAACAUGCUCGAGUUGCGAUCAUCGGCACAUUUCACAGUCGCGGUGCACAUUCCUUUUGGGCCGUUGCUUUGCGUCAGCCACUGCAAGAAAAUAGAAUAACAGCAUGGAAGUUUUGUUAUUUGUUACAUAAAGUAUUACGCGAGGGUCAUCAUUUGUGCUGUCAGCAUUCGAUGCGACACAGGUCAAUGUUAACUGAGCUUGGAAAAUUAUGGGGCCAUUUAAAUGACGGGUACGGUGUGUGCAUUCGUCAUUAUACAAAAUUAUUGGUAAACAAAUUGGAAUUUCAUGACCGAAACCCGAGAAUUCCGCCCAAUUUGACGAUGAAGCGCGGCGAGUUGGAGCAAAUCGGUGGCGGUGACAUCAAUUUCUACUUUCAGAUGGCCGUCGAAAUGUUUGACUACCUGGAUGAUAUAAUUGCAUUACAAGCGACAAUAUUCAGUUCGAUUACAACAUUCCAUGUGAAUUCAAUGACAUCGGCUGGUCAAUGUCGGCUGUCGCCGCUAAUUCCAUUGAUACAAGACUCAAGCCAACUGUACGAUUUCUUAGUUAGAAUCAUGUUUAAAUUACACUCAAAUCUACCGAACGAUGUGCUAGCAGGUCAUCGCGAUCGUUUCCGGACGAUUUUCACGCAACUCAAAACAUUUUAUAAUCAAUCGCGAAAUUUACAGUAUUUUGUAAAUUUGAUUACGGUUCCAAAAUUACCGGAGAAUGCACCGAAUUUUUCAUCACAAGUCGAUUUUGGCGCGUAUACACCACCAGUUGUGGUCAUACCUGAAUCAGAACCAGAACCCUUACUGGAUAUGAGCAUGCCCACAUCGUCGACACCAUCACUUCAAGAUGACUCACCUCAAGAUCCACCAACACCUACCAUCAACUUUGAACGAUUGAUUCGCGAACGUGACGAACUAAUCCUCCAUUUGCAGACGGAAGUCGAUCGCUUGGGGAAAAAUCUCAAAGCGGCCGCUCUACACAAGCGCGAUGAACAUGCUCAUUAUGAGGAGACGAUUGCAUCUUUGAACUCGCAAUUGAGUGAUGCCCAUGAGCACCUAACCAAUAUGCGAUUUGUGAAAGAAGAACUGGAGCUAAAGGCUCAAUCGGUGGAAAAGAAUCAGGCUGAAGAAGAGAAAUUGAAAGCGAGUGAGGAAAAAUUCCAAAAACUCAAAGUGAUGUACGCUCAAAUACGAGAUGAACACGUGAAAUUGUUGCGACAACAUGGUGAUGUGAGCAAACAGCUGGCCUCAUCAACAAAAGUGGCCAGUGAUGCGACGAAAGAGCGUGACGAUUUGAAAAUCCAAUUAGAAGAAACACUGUACAAACAGACCAAACUGGAGGAAAGUGUUCAGCAAAGCUCAAACGAUGUCAAAAGCGCCAACGAUGAGCUACAGCGUCGCAUAACACAAUUGGAAAAUGAAAAUUCUGCCUUAUCCGCCAAAUAUGACGAUGUAAAUGCCAAUAAAUCCGCUGAAGUGGCCGAACUUCGUGUCUUAUUGGAUCAAUACGAAAGUGAAUUGAAAUCAUUGAAAUCGUGGUCCAGCACGAUCAGCACCGAAAAAGAGGAAUUGGAUGAAAAACACCAAAACAUCACCACAGACAAUGCAAUGCUCUUAGCAAAAGUGCAAGAAUUGCAAAAUUCAAUACCUGAACUUGAGGUGAAAUGCGACAAUUUGGCCGAAAAAGAGCAACAACUUCGCGAGGUUAUUGAACGUUUGGAAGGCGAAAAGGCUGAAUUGAUCGACAAUCAAAACGAAUUAGUGACGGAACGUGACAAUUUACUAAUGCGAUGCGAAGAAUUCACGCAAACCAUCUAUGAGUAUGACGUUGAAAAGAUUACAAUGGCCGGCAAAAUGGAAGAAAUGCAAAAUAAACUUGAGAUGAUUAAUUCGGAGAGUGAUCGAAUGCAAAAUGUUAAACAAACGAUUGAAUGUGAUUUACAUGAUUUACUCCUUGAACAGGACGAGUACAAUGAAAAGUUGUCGCAAACGAAUAACACUAUUCACACACUGGAAGAGGCGUUGAAGAAUGCGCGCAUUAGUGGUGAUGCACGAAUCCGAGCGCUCAUCGAAACGUGUAUUAAAUCAUCGGAGAAAAUUGUGACACGAGCCACGGCAGAGAAUGAUGUAGCCGUUGCUGCUGGCACUUCAGCUUAUUUCAUGCUCUUCGGUGAAGAAUUAACCGAACUUCUAAGCGAAAUAUCAACGGCUCACACCAACUAUGUGGCCGAUAGCUACAAUAACGUGGAGGAACUCGCACGCAAAUGUAUUUUGAUGGGACAUUUAAUGGGCACCGUUUACAUUCAGGGCAACACCAUUUGCAAAACAUCGGCCAACAUCGAACGCGGAGAGAGAAUCAUGGAUGAAAUCAAAAAAUGGAACACAAGUGCAUUGGAAUUGUUUGCCGCUUUACUCUCGACUCAGGAUUCUAAAGAGGUACAGCGUCGCAUUGAUGACGUCAAGAAUAUGUUGCAGAAAAUUACAACGAUGAUCCAUGAGCUAAGCAAACAAUCCGAGAGCGGUGCGGAUAUCGGUGAGAUUAUUGAACGUGAACUCAGCGGCAUGGAUAAGGCCAUCGAAGAAGCAGCCAGCAGAAUUGAGGAAAUGUUAUCCAAAUCAAAAGCUUCCGAUUCAGGUAUUAAAUUGGAAGUCAACGAGAAAAUACUAGAUGCCUGUACCGCACUGAUGAAGAGCAUUCGGGAAUUGGUGAAAAAAUCGCGAGUACUUCAAGCGGAAAUUGUUUCGCUGGGCCGUGGAACGGCGUCAGUAACCGAGUUCUACAAACGCAACCACCAAUGGACUGAGGGCUUAAUAUCGGCCGCAAAGAAUGUCGCCCAAGGCGCCAAUUUCUUGGUGACUGCUGCCAACAAGGCGGUCAGCGGUGAAUCAAAGAAUCAAUUGGAUUUAAUUGUGGUGGCGCAGGAGAUAGCCGCCUCAACUGCUCAGUUAGUGGUCGCUAGCCGAGUGAAAGCACCAAAAGACAGUCCAAAUUUAACGGCACUGGGACAGGCAUCACGGAAUGUGACACAAGCGACGGGCGCCGUGGUGGCCACGGCCAAAGAUUGCGGUCAUCGUUUAGAAGAAUCACAAGAUCUUGAUCUAACCAAAUUGACGGUACACCAAGCGAAAACGCUUGAGAUGGAAAUCCAAGUGAAAGUAUUAGAAUUGGAACAAGCUUUACAAAUGGAGCGUUCACGUUUGGCCUCAUUUCGUCGCAAGAAUUAUCACAAUUGACCAGCAGCUAAAAUCCAUUAAAAUCAAAACAAAAACAAAAAAAGAAACCAAAACCAUAUUGUAACAUUUCAGGCACAGAAACAAAACAUAACGAAAAAGAAUUGUAUAUUUUAUAGAAACGAAUUUCAGCAUUUAAAUAACACAAGUAGAACUGAUCUACUGAGCAAUCGAUGCAAGUCAAUCGUUUGCUUUUUGUGACAAGAAAAAAAGAAAUCCUAAGCAGAAUCAAAAAAGACACCGAGUGUUAUUGCUCAAGUGCUCAACACACACGCAUAAUUGUAUCAUGAAUAGAAAUUGAAAAGUGCUUUUUUUCACUGUUUUGCAAGUAUUAUUAUUAUUGUAAUCAAUUUGAAUGUAGGCUUAUACAAAGAAAAAUGGAUUUGAUAAUGAUGAUGAUGAUUUUUUUUCUACGCUGGAUACUGUUGAAUAUUUGUAUUUUUUUUUUUUUUUUGAUUAUUUUCUCUUUGUGACUCCUUUUUUUACCUUCUUGAACAAAUUAAUUCAAUUGAAGCAUCAAUGUUUUCCUAUUUGUAUCUCAAGUUUUGAGAAAAUAUAUACGAUGAAACAUGAUUGAAA
Sitodiplosis mosellana (orange wheat blossom midge) is the source of this 4755-nucleotide messenger RNA. RefSeq names its product huntington interacting protein related 1 (gene Hip1). Bases 817 to 4179 code for a protein of 1120 amino acids. Gene Ontology annotation, biological process: endocytosis; actin filament organization; clathrin coat assembly. Gene Ontology annotation, molecular function: clathrin light chain binding; phosphatidylinositol-3,4-bisphosphate binding; phosphatidylinositol-3,5-bisphosphate binding. Gene Ontology annotation, cellular component: actin cortical patch; clathrin-coated vesicle. Lineage: Eukaryota; Metazoa; Arthropoda; Insecta; Diptera; Cecidomyiidae. The record is from RefSeq and is a predicted model, not a curated record. The transcript is spliced from 15 exons.